Molecule: messenger RNA, 1832 nt
Organism: Nerophis lumbriciformis (worm pipefish)
Lineage: Eukaryota; Metazoa; Chordata; Actinopteri; Syngnathiformes; Syngnathidae
Gene: cyth1b
Product: cytohesin 1b
Biological process (GO): regulation of ARF protein signal transduction
Molecular function (GO): guanyl-nucleotide exchange factor activity
Source: RefSeq, a predicted model, not a curated record
GCGAGGAGGCUGGACACAGGAGUUUUCAGGUCAAGUGUGUGAGCGGCGAGGGAGGAGAGAAAGCGAGAAGAAGGAGAAGAUGCUCCUGUAUGAAGAGUCCAGGGGAUGAAGACGAGGCAAAUGUAUGAGUUGCUUUUUCUUUUCCUGAGGAUGUUGUCAGCCUCACACUCUUUAUAGGCGCAACUGACGAGAUGGGGACCGUCAGUGAGCUGUGCGCGUCCAGCUUUCAGGCGUUUUUGUGUUCCACGGUGCGAGCUCUGGAGGCUGCCGCUGCUGCUUCAGUGCCCGAUGACCUCAGCCCAGAAGAGAGACAGGAGCUGGAGAGCAUCCGCCGCAGAAAAGAAGAACUACUGCAGGACAUACAAAGGCUGAAGGAUGAGAUAGCUGAGGUGACAAAUGAGAUUGAAAACUUGGGCCUGAGUGAAGAAAGGAAAACCAUGCAGAGGAACAAACAGAUGGCCAUGGGCCGAAAGAAGUUCAAUAUGGACCCCAAAAAGGGGAUCCAAUUCCUGAUUGACAGCUCUCUGCUUAAAAACACCAGCGAAGACAUCGCACGGUUCCUCUACAAGGGCGAGGGCCUGAACAAGACGGCCAUCGGCGACUACCUGGGGGAGAGAGACGACUUCAACAUCGAGGUGCUGCACGCCUUCCUGCAGCUGCACGAGUUCACGGACUUGAACCUGGUCCAGGCUCUCCGGCAGUUCCUCUGGAGCUUCCGGCUGCCGGGCGAAGCGCAGAAGAUCGACCGCAUGAUGGAGGCGUUCGCCCAGCGAUACUGCCGCUGUAACCCCGGCGUGUUCCAGAGCACAGACACGUGUUACGUGCUCUCCUUCGCCGUCAUCAUGCUGAACACCAGCCUGCACAACCCAAACGUGAAGGACAAACCCUCCGUCCAGAGAUUUACAGCGAUGAACCGAGGGAUUAACGACGGAGGAGACCUGCCAGAGGAGCUUCUGCGGAACCUGUUUGAAAGCAUCAAGAACGAACCCUUCAAGAUCCCCGAGGACGACGGCAACGACCUGACGCACACCUUCUUCAAUCCUGACCGGGAGGGCUGGCUGCUCAAACUGGGAGGUGGUCGAGUGAAGACCUGGAAGAGGCGCUGGUUUAUUCUCACAGAUAACUGCCUUUACUACUUUGAGUUCACAACCGACAAAGAACCCAGAGGGAUCAUCCCGCUGGAAAAUCUGAGCAUCAGAGAAGUGGAUGACUCAAAGAAACCGAACUGCUUCGAGCUCUUCAUCCCGGACCACAGAGAUCAGGUGAUCAAGGCCUGCAAGACGGAGGCGGACGGCCGCGUGGUGGAAGGCAACCACACUUUUUACAGAAUCUCCGCGCCCACCGUGGAGGAGAAGGAAGAGUGGAUGAGCAGCAUCAAAGCCGCCAUAAGCAAAGACCCCUUCUACGAGAUGUUGGCCGCCCGCAAGAAGAAGGUGUCGUCCGCCAUGAAGGGCGUGUAGCAGCUUCAACAAACACGGACCUGAAGUCGAGGUUUAACAAACCACAAUCUAUUGCACCUUUACGUGACGGCAGCACUUUUUAUUUCCAGGCUGCAGAAUUAUUACCUUCACAUGUUUUGGUCUUGUUGAGACUCAGGGUUUGUUGCUUCUCCAGGUGAGAAGCUGACACAUCACUAAGUAGAAUUUCAUCAACUGGAACAAUCUCCUUUCAUCUCAGACUUUUGCAAAGCCUCCAAACUUGAGCGUUCUUCCUCCACUUCUUGUUCUUGCAUUCUAAGCACACAUUGGUGGGAAUGAUGCUAAAGCGUUGAUAUUUAUUAUUAUUUGUCCUUAUUUAUUGUUUAUCUCAUUAAACGUUUACAACCAGUCAAA